This is a messenger RNA of Pogonomyrmex barbatus (red harvester ant), 2626 nucleotides long. RefSeq lists its product as uncharacterized. The record is from RefSeq and is a predicted model, not a curated record. NCBI's taxonomy places the organism in Eukaryota, Metazoa, Arthropoda, Insecta, Hymenoptera, Formicidae. Gene Ontology annotation, biological process: DNA replication initiation; DNA replication, synthesis of primer. Gene Ontology annotation, cellular component: alpha DNA polymerase:primase complex.
AUAUAAAUAUAAAUACUAGUAUUUAUAAUAUAUCUAUAUUUUAUUUAGUCGUAAGGCAGCGAAGAGAUGUAAGUAAAAUUUCGCGAAGCGCGGAUUGGUAACAUAACAAUGUACAACGAUCUAGGAAUUAUUUGUAUUAUAAAGAUGACAAUUAAGGGACAAAUCAUAAAAGUAUACAUGUUACUCUGUAGCCGUGUAUAUAUAUACAUAUAUUAUACAUCUAGAAUCCAACUAGUCAUGUAUGGCACUUUAUAACAAUUAAAGUGUAUCCCUGACAACAAAUGCAAAAUACAACGUGUGCUGUUCUUUGAGUAUUCUUGCUUGGAUAGGUACGAUUAAAGGGUACAUACAUACCGAUGCGAUCGACACGAGGUUGAACGAGAGAGAUCGGAAUUUUUGAAGCAAAUUAUUAAUUUUAACUUUGCCGCGGAGUCCACGUCGCUGGAUAUACCGUGCGAGUCCGAUUCCAUCGUGAUCGUAAGCUUCUGUGGUCGUAGACCUGAACACAUCAUUUAUAUAACUUACAUGUGUAUAUCACUAAAGAAACAACAUACAAAUUGUAAGUUCCAUUAUCCAUUAUUCAUGAAGCACAACGAUAAAAUCUAUUUGUAUUGGAAAAUCGUAUACUAUUUAUUUCAUUGAAGAUCCUCCUAUUGAAGAUCCUUCUCUGCGUCACACAUGGCUCUUUUAUUGCUGGAUUUGGAAUCAAUAAUUUUAUAUUAAAAUAGAUAUAUGCAAUAUAAAAAUUACAAGGUUUCUUUCAGCAAAGAAAAAUCACAGUUUUCUUAUAUUCCUUGGUCCUCUCAUAUUUUCUUUUUAAUUGUUCAUACUUGAUUUGCCUUCCCGCUUCUUUCUUUAGAGAGAAUAUCCGCUGAGAGGGCGUCAGAGGACGUUCAAGUUGUUCAAUUCGUACGACUGGAAAAAUCUCUAGUAAUAUUUAAUCCAUGUUUGUGGAUGAAUGAAUAUCAUCAUAUAUAUCAAUCAUGUGUUCGAUUACGUUUGUUUACUAUAAUAAAUCGGAGUAACUUUAAGAAUGUUAAAUGUGAAUCACAGAAAUAUAAGAAGUAUAAGAGAAAAUCAUAAAUGAGGCAAAAUGAAUUGGAGAUGAGGAUGUUGCUGCAUUGGAUGCGUAUGAAACGAAAAAACGAAAUAUAACAAAUGUUUAACGAAAACAAAAUAACUCGUACUCCAACGAAAAAAGAAAGAAGGAAAAUACAGAUUUUUAUGCAUUCUUUCCAAAGAAUAAAUUAUAUUCAUAUCGUUUAUAUAUAAAAAUAAAAUUUAAAAUAUGUUUACAUUAUUGUAUUUUCAUGUAUAAAAACAUUUAAAGUUAUCUGAUAUGAUUGACACUGACAUAGACAUGUUUUAUAUUGUACCGCCAAAUGAAGAGAUACCUUUUUAUAUUCUAGAAGAUUGCAUUUUGACCAGAUUAGAUUAUUUAAAACUUUUAAGUGAAGGAUCUGCUAAUGAAUUUGAUGGAAAAUUCGAAUACUUGUUAGAAAAUUCUAUAUAUGAUAAGGCUGGACAUUUUGUUUUACGAUUAUUAGCCUGUAUAUCAUCAGAUCUAUGUACAUAUUGGGUAGCUAAAGAAUCAUUAUUAUUUAAGCAAAGAUUAGAUCAUAUGUCACCUAGACAAUUACAUAAAUUAUUAAAACAAAUUACAUGGAAACUACAGAUAUUCAAAGAUAGGAAAAGUGCGAUUGAUACAACUCUAAUCGAGUUAUGCAAAUUCUAUUCGCAGCCCUUAAUUUUUAAACACUUGGUAUCAAAUUGUCACAAUUGUAAUAAUUUUCGAUAUGAAGUAAGGUUUGAGAUAAUACCAGAUUUAGUGAGAGAAAGAGAACUAGUCCUUAGUAAUGGAAAUGUUAUCACAUACUGCUCAGAUUGGAAGAAAAUAUUGCAAUCAUUAUUCAGCAAUUACGUAAUAAACGACAUGAAUAUCAUGAAGAAACAAGCGCAGCGCAUUAUAAAAUAUGAUCUCAGAUUUAAUAUUUUAAAUCAGAAAGUUCAGUCGUAUCUGUUCAAAGAAUGUACCGUCCAUGGAAAAAUAUCAAUCGAUAAUAUAGAGGAAGAGGCACAAAAAUUUCCCUUAUGUAUGCAGCAUCUGCACUCUUUAUUAAGAAGGAGACAUCGUCUCAGUCAUUAUGCUCGUCUGUACUAUAGUCUUUUUCUAAAAGAAAUAGGAAUGACCCUAGAGGAUUCAAUCACUUUUUGGAAGCAAGAAUAUUCCAAGCCACAUACUUGUACCUCAGUAUGUUCGCACAAUUGGCAAUCCAACGAAAAGAAAUUUCUGUACAGCAUCAGGCAUAUGUACGGUUUAGAAGGCUCGCGGCGAAAUUACAAGACACCUAGUUGUAAUCAAAUUUGUGCUGGUAUUAGUGGAGCAACGUACGAAGGUGGUUGUCCUUUCAAAGAUUUUGACAUGAAUACAUUCAAAAAUCUUUUAUGUGUUUCAUUAACUGAAGAUGAAAUCGAGAAAUUUAUAAAUAAUGUAUCUGUCAAAGAUCCAGAAGUUCGUUGCAUUGCAUUUCUGAAACUUGUAUGCAAAAACAAUAUUGAUGAUGUUGUCGUCAAAAGUCCAGUACAAUAUUAUCAAAAAAUGAGUAAUUAAUAUCAACUUUAGUUA